Molecule: messenger RNA, 861 nt
Organism: Sorghum bicolor (sorghum)
Lineage: Eukaryota; Viridiplantae; Streptophyta; Magnoliopsida; Poales; Poaceae
Product: glycine, alanine and asparagine-rich protein-like
Exons: 2
Coding region: 1-861 (286 amino acids)
Source: RefSeq, a predicted model, not a curated record
AUGCAGGGCAGGCAUGCAAACAUGUUUGUGACCGCAGAUACAAACUGUAGUGAACUUCAUGGUGAUGGUUAUUGGCUCCGCGCGUCACUGAUGUUGAGAAGUCAAAGAUGUACCUUUCUCAGCUUGCAGUUGAGCUCCCUGCCUCGCAGCAGCCCCGGGCAGCAGCAGCUGUUCCGGCUGCCUCUGCUCUCCGCGCAACUGCACGCCAUGGCCGCAGAAGGGCAGUCUCAACACUCGGGCACCUCGAGCGCGCGGCGUCGGCAGGAGGCCGACCUCGCUGCAGCAGAGGAGCGCAGACGAGCGGCGGCAGCGACCGCUGCAGCAGCAGCGAGGGCGUCGAGGCUGGCCCAAGCGGAGCUGGCAGCAGCCAGAGCGGAGGUGGAGGCAGCAGCUGCUGCAGGUACAGCGCGUGCAGCGGCAGCGGAGGUUGAGGACCUGCGCAGCAGUCACAGCAGCUCCAUCGCUGCUGAUGACAGUGCUGACCCAGACCUAGAGCUGCUGGAGAGAGAUGCAGCACGCCGGCGAGCGGCGCAGUGGGCAGCUGUGCACGCCCACGAGCGUGGCCGCAGUCCAGACAGGCGUGGAGGCGCUGGCGGCGCUCCUGGAGGAGGCGCGCACGACAACGGCGGUGGACGGGUAGAGGAAGAGCACGGCCUUCGCAGGCCGCGUGGCUCUCUCUCCCCGGACCGGUACCGUGGUGGAGCCGGCGGCGCUCCUGGAGGAGGCGCACAUGGCAACGGCGGUGGACGGGUCGAGGGAGAGCACGGCCUUCGCAGGCCGCGUGGCUCUCUCUCCUCGGACCGGUACCAUGGCUACCAUGGGUACCAGGUUGUUGCCAGGGACGUUGGCCCUGGUGGAUGA